AAGUGUUUACGUAUACGUAUACGUUGACAUUAAUAAUCUGUCAAAACCGUAAACACAUUAUUUUCAUAACGCAAUUUUGCGAUAGUUCCUAUUAGUUGAAAAAAAUUAAAUUUUUGUGUGCAAACUGAAACGCAAAAUGGUUUGGUGCGAUAUAUGCCAGCAGAAUAUUUCGGGAAACAUUUACAAGCACAAAAGAGUUGAGCACAGUUGGGAUCGAGGUGGUAUUAAAUUGAUUAAACAGGAAGAUAAAACUCUGAUCGAAGCUAUACAAAACGAAAAAACAUUCGUUGGACCUUCGCUGUUAUAUUUGAAACGUCUCGCAAAUUAUGCGGUAACACAAAAUUUUCAAGCCACAUUUUUUGGAGUCGACUCCAAGCAAUGCCAAGCAAUCCCAAUUUGAAGAUAAUUCUAAUGUCAGCAACGCUAAACAGCGAAAAAUUCAGUAGAUAUUUCAAUGGUUGUCCGAUUAUCGAUGUGCCUGGACGUACUUUUGAUGUUCAAACUAUGCAUCUCGAAGAAGUAUUAAUCAAAACAGAAUACAAAACGAGCAAAAUGGCCACAUAUUUGGAAGAGAAUCAAGUAUCGCAAAUUCGGCGUAUAAAAGAUGAAGACAUGCCGCGAUCAUAUCGCUUAAUGUGCGACAGUCGCCUGGAUUCUUAUAUUUUGCGAAAAGAUUGUGAAUCAUUUGAAAACGUUUUUUCUCUCAUUGAAGGCGACUACAUGCCGGCCAAUUAUGUUCAUCGUACAAAGCAACGCACCGUGUUGGGAAUUGCUGCGGAAAAUGGUUCACUGAAUAUGAUGUUAAAGCUUUUGGCUUUUGGUGAAAGUGCGACCUUUAAAGAUCCAUUUGGUAAAAGCGCAAUUGAUUAUGCGAAAGAGAAUAAACAAGAGGAAUGUUGUGAGGGUUGUGAGCUCUUAAUGUGUUAUGAACGUGUGACAUCCACCACAACAUGGAAAAAUUACGUGGAAAUUGGAAGAGCGUAUCGAUCAACACAAGGCACACAAAAUAUUAUUGAUCACAACUUACUUUUUCAUGUCAUUGAUCAUAUCCAUGAAAAUACGUCAAAAAAUGGCGCUAUUCUUGUAUUUUUGCCCAGCUACGACGAUAUAUGCGAACAACAUGAAAAGUUAGUAAGCGUACAUGGAUUACAGGAUUGGGGUUAUAAGAUUUUUGCGCUGCAUAGCGAACUAAAUGAUGAAAACAAUGAGGGUCAUGCUCAUGUCUUUGAUCGCAUGGAAAAUGGCGUUCGAAAAAUAAUAUUAUCUACAAAUAUUGCAGAAACAGCACUUACAAUAGAUGAUGUCGUCUACGUUAUUGAUGCCGGAAAAGCAAAACCGCUGUUUUAUGACGCGGAAACCAAAUCGACCAUUCUCGAAUUAAAGUCUAUUUCACAGGCAUGUGCAAAACAGCGCAGUGGCAGAGCUGGUCGCGUUCAAAACGGCUUCUGUUAUCGUUUGUAUUCAUUGGAACAAUACAAAAUGAUGCACAAAUAUAAGCCAGCAGAAAUUGUACGAGUGCCUAUAUUUAUCUAUAUGUUGGAUGUUGAUUUCUGUUAUGAAGAAAUCUUGUUUAAAGAGCUAGAAAACUUUGAACAACAUCAUUUAUCCGAAGAAGAAAACUAUGAUCUUGACUAUAUUCACGUCGAAAUUUGGGUUAAAAUUAAUGUUGUGGCAACAUUAUUGACCAGUUCAAGUUACAACAUACAGGCACAAAUUGACGUUGCAUUUGGCAAAGGUCAAGUCGUUGAGUUUCUGCUGAAUCCAACUUUAAGGCUACACAAGUUCAACACACUGGUAUGUAACAAACGUUUCUCGGCGUCACAUCAUAUCCAAAAUGAAGCAAGUGACAUCACGAAUACACAUGAUCAUCAGAUUUUAAACCCGGAUCCUGCAAAAAUCAAUUCUCCAUUGGCGACUGAAAAUAUUCGUCUUACCAGCAAAGUUGCACGUAGCAACGACAAUCGCGGUGCUCAAACUGCAUCAGAUAUCCAUUUGACUUCGGUGAUUGAUGAUACCGGCAACACAAAUCCUCAAAAUGGCGUGACCGCUACAGAAAUUGCUGAAGGAUAUAGUUCAACGCAACAGUACCUUGGUCUACUAUUUACUCUCGUUGACGAAUAUUAUAUCAUUUUUCAGAUUGAAAAAAAAAAUUGA
Contarinia nasturtii (swede midge) is the source of this 2154-nucleotide messenger RNA. RefSeq names its product DExH-box ATP-dependent RNA helicase DExH2-like. The transcript is spliced from 8 exons. Gene Ontology annotation, molecular function: RNA binding. Bases 379 to 2154 code for a protein of 591 amino acids. The record is from RefSeq and is a predicted model, not a curated record. NCBI's taxonomy places the organism in Eukaryota, Metazoa, Arthropoda, Insecta, Diptera, Cecidomyiidae. Gene Ontology annotation, cellular component: intracellular anatomical structure.